Molecule: messenger RNA, 3542 nt
Organism: Brassica rapa (field mustard)
Lineage: Eukaryota; Viridiplantae; Streptophyta; Magnoliopsida; Brassicales; Brassicaceae
Source: RefSeq, a predicted model, not a curated record
AUCAAAGUUUGGCAUCUCUCCUCCUCCUCCUCCUCCUCCUCCUCCACUCGUGUCUUUUCUCUUUCAUUUAGCCAAUAACUGUAAACUUUCCUGUAAACUGCCUACUCAGACCUCUCCACCACUCUUCUUUUCUUCUUCGGUGGAUUCUUCUUCUUCUCUUUCUUCCCUAAAUCUAGAAUUCUACUUGUUUUUUUCUUCUCUUCUUGUCGGUGGAUUUGCUUAGUCUCAAAGUCCUUGAUUAGUCUUCUUCUCUGGUGUUUUGUCUGAAUAAAGGUACAAGCUUGGAGUUAAGGAUAUUUAUUUCGAGUUAUGUCUGGAAACCAACAGCCUCAGAUCAGCAUGCCUACAUGGCGGUGCAGAGACUUUAAUGCUGCUAUUCCAAUCAAGAAGAGGAAGUACUUUGUGUUACCAGAGGAAUCACCUUUGGAAAAAAAUACAAAACUUAAUGAACAAGGUGAUGAUACUAGGAGUUUUUUGGAUUUGAAUUCAUCUGAUGAUGCUCAUGUACAUCAGACAUUGAUUGGAAGUUUAAUCCCUUCGGUUCCGUCUCUUUCUGUGGGAAAAGUUGCUGAUAAAACGGAGAGUAUUGGGAGCCUAGUUGUUAACCAAACUAGAGUGAAAGCCGAAGAGCCUAAUAUUCCAAUUCCCUCCAGUCCCUUGGCAGGCUCUGUGGUCCCUUUCAGUUCUAAGUUGAAUGUAGAACAAACUGUUCUUAAGACCCAUGACAUUGUUAGUAAGGGAGAGUGUCAAACAGAAGCAUCUGCUUGUAACCCUGAAAACAAUUCUCCAUAUUUGGAGAACAAAGAGCCUUCAGCACUGGAUUUGUCUGUAAGCAAGGGAGUUUGUGCACCUCAUGUCACAGAUUCUAUUCCUACUUGUACUAGUUCUGGCAAUCUCAGUGGUGUGAACAGAUCAAAUUGGGAUUUGAAUACUACCAUGGAUGCUUGGGAAGAUGGUCUAGAUCGCAAGACUAGAGUUAAGACAACUGGUUCUUUCUUUGACAGUAGUUGCCCUGACAUAGAGACAUCAAGUUGUGGUGAUACGACUGUUAUUGCAAAGCCAGUUUCUGAAAAACUGAAGGAAAGUGUAGAAUUUAAAUAUCCUACAGUGACUUCGACGCAGUUUGAUCGUCAGGUUGUUCCCACAUGUUCGCUAAGUCUAGGCCUCAGGUCAUAUCCUCCUAUUGAGAAGUCUCCUUCUCUAUCAGCCACCACAUCGGAGGCAAGAGUUGCCUGCACAAGUGUUUCUAGACCAAUAAUGGCUGCUGAUAAUGUGAACUCUGUAAAUCUUAGGACUGUGAAGUCAGAAGUCGUUGAAGAGAGUGCUCAAGCUUCUCCAAUUAACAGGAUGAAAGAGGAGGUCGUUGGCAGUUUGAAUCCAGUGGAUUCUAGAUCGAUAAAGGCUGAGCCAAAUAACUUCAUUCAGUCCAAAGUUUUCAAUAGGAAAGAUGGAACGUUGAAUCUUCCCCAUAGACCAAUGAUGCAAUCAAAUGAGAUCCUUGAUAUACUUGCAAGUUUUGCGCCAAAUCAGAAGGAUACAUAUAUACCUCAUCCCAGUGGUGUCAGCAAUGCGCCAAUGUCCAUGAAUGGAAUGACAAGAAGUCCAGGCCAGAGUUCUGAUCUCGGUGUAGUUCACAUGGCUAAUGCACGUUCUGGUCAUGGAGAAGAGAACCUCAAUGCAUCAGAUGUGAAUGUUUCCGUGACUGAAGAUAAAACUCUAGAUGAUUGCAAAACCUCUCCUGGAGCUAAUGAACUUUCUACAAGUGGUGAAGAAAAGGUUAUUUUAUCCGGUAAGGAGCUAAGGGAAAAGUUGUACAGUUAUGAGUUUGAACCAGAGUGUGGUAAUGACCUAACUAGAGUACUAAAGAAGCAAGUGGAGAAAAGAAAUUUGUAUGACGACGAGAAGGUCCAAAGAUCACCUGCCAUGUUUGCAGAAGGUAAUAGACAUGCUGAGUGUGGUGGUUCUGAAACGGAACAAAGGGAUGAAAAAGAGAGUCAAGCUGCACUUCUUAGUAAUACAGGUGUGUCUACAUUGUCAGGUGGGAAGGUUGAUAACCCUGAAACAGUAGAUAACAUCAGUCCAGCUUCAUACAAAGCAGAAAUGUCCACUAUUGACAAUGAUCCUCCUCCUGCGGAGUCUAGUGAAGGUAGUCAGAGUCGGUUCAAGACACUAGAUGCUUCAGACAGCUUUGUGCCAUUGCGAAUGGAAAGAGAGAGGUUGUCUGAUUUCUCACUUGAACAGAGGAAAUAUCUCUCGAGAGGGAGUGAUGAUGAUUCCUACAAAUUCUCGCGUGAGAGGUACCAUGGCAAAGCCAUGAGAAGCCCAAGGCUAAAUUUCAUGCCUGACAGAAGGAGAUUUUCUGAUAAUACAGAAAGCAAUUUGCAGGACCGAGAUACAAAAAGUAAACUCAUAUCUUCUAAACUUUUAUGUGAUCUAGAGCUCUGUGAUCUUCGCUUGUGGUGUCAUCUAGAGUUUGUUGCCUUUCGUGCUGUGAUUCAGAUUUGGCCGUAGCACUGUAAGUGAAUGGAUAUACAAGUAAAGGAAGAUGGUGCUGUGUAAAUAUAUGUGGAUAUUUUUCAGGCUUGCUCGCAUUCAGGUGGUUUAAGCAGAAGUAGAACGUGACUGAUAUAAUAGAUAUGAGGCGAGGAACGACUAGGGUGAGACGCUUACCUCUUGUCGAAAUACAGGCCAGGCUUUGAGCCCAACAAAACUUUACCGACGAAAAAAACAGGUUUUGAUGAAUGAGUCUCUUUGCCAAAGCACCAGAGUGCAAAACUCUAAGUAACCGCCACGAUGUGGUUGAGCCAUGACUGUUUUUGGCUUAAAACAUUCACUUUCAUCUGCCAGUGACCAGAUAAUGAAUUCUUCUAAAGAUAACUUCAUCAGUUUAGCUGUAGGACAGCCAAGAGGAUUAGUAAGUACACAUCUUUGUGGAACUUGAAGUAUAAGCUAAACCAAGCCUGCUUGAAAUGUUGAAACAACCGCUGAUUAUAUGCUGGUAGAACUGGGUUUACUGGCCAUGAAAAAAAAAAACACACACUGGAAACUGCUAAAGGUGUACCAGCCAUUUGGGUCUACUGGUUUGGUAAUGGUUCCUCAUUUUUCUCAUUUAAGUGAGUUCUAACUUCGAAUGUACAAUCUCACUCAAGGAAAGGAAUAUUUCUGAUUGACGCUUAUGCUUUCUCCAGCCUAGGCAUCUGGAUGAGUCAUGCCAUGGAACUUUAGCAUGGUAUAAUCUGUAUAUGCUGUUAAUGAGGGCAUAAAGUUUUGGGAACUAGGAGAGAGUCCAGCAUUCUGAUUUGGAAACGUGUCUGAGUUUGUAUUUACUUCUUGUUUCUGAGACAAGAGAUUGAAGUUUUUAGAGGAUGGUGUAUUAAGAGUGAUGAGAGACCACGUCUUAAUCUUGACAAGGUUAACAUAUCUGUCAGCGUACAUGUAAUCUGAUCCUUAAUGGAUCUACUCAAAGCAACAGGUUAUAAUGUUGUGGAAUGUGUAUGAUAUAUAUAAUUCAAGUAUGUAUAUAGCCAAGUAGUUGACCUCCU